AGCUAAAUAAACCAUCAAAUCCACAUAUAAUAUAUAGUCCCUAAAUUCAAAGCAGACAGAACGUAGAGACAAAGAUCAUGACAUUAGAUUGAGACAUUAAUCAUGGUAUUAUAUAUAUGUACACGGAUUGGAAUCUUCAUGGUUCAGAGAAGCUCAGAGCUAAAGUUCUCACUUCAGAGGCAGAGAAUCAUUGAUCAGAGGAACUAGCUAGAAGUGAAACAUGGAAGAGGGAAACAUGUCAGGCUUUUGCAUCAGAUCAGGAAGCUGUACUGUCCGAGGUAAAAGUGGCAUCAGCAGUGGCACCAAGUGUGGGCGUUGGAACCCCACCACAGAACAGGUUAAACUUCUCACUGAACUCUUCAGGGCUGGUCUCAGAACCCCAAGCACUGAUCAGAUUCAGAAGAUCUCCAAUCAGCUGAGUUUCUAUGGUAAGAUAGAGAGCAAGAACGUGUUCUAUUGGUUUCAGAAUCACAAGGCCAGGGAAAGACAGAAACGCCGCAAAGUCUCAUAUGAUGAGAAGGAUGUUGUAAUUCGUAGAGAUAACUUCAUGAAUGCUUCUCCACUAAGUAUUGCUGAGAUGUAUCAAGUUUCAGAGCCUGACAGGAUGAUUGAGACACUUCCACUUUUUCCCUUGAAUUCCUUUGGUGAAACAGAGUCAGAGAAGGUGAGGGUGCAUCCAAAUGAAGGCAGGGGUAAUGCAAUGUUUUCAUACACAAUGGCAGAACAGAUGGAGCACCCACCAUUAGACCUGCGAUUGAGCUUUCUGUGAGGAGGAGGAGAUUUUUUACUUAUUGUUGUUACUUAGUGAAAUUAAUUAGGUUUAGCAUAAAAAGAAAAUGUUUAGGGUUUGUAUCAUGUAACUGUUAAAAAUUACAAACUAUGUAACUUUAGAUUAAUAUUUAGUGAUCAUGUAAUAUUGACUUUAUCCCUUAGGCAAGUGGUUUAAAAUUCGUAUUUCAAA
Molecule: messenger RNA, 961 nt
Organism: Lotus japonicus
Lineage: Eukaryota; Viridiplantae; Streptophyta; Magnoliopsida; Fabales; Fabaceae
Product: WUSCHEL-related homeobox 5-like
Exons: 2
Coding region: 221-769 (182 amino acids)
Biological process (GO): plant organ development
Molecular function (GO): DNA binding; DNA-binding transcription factor activity
Source: RefSeq, a predicted model, not a curated record